AUGGAUUGGAGACAAUAUGUCAUGUCGUUUUGGAAUGAUUAUCAAUUGAUGGUUAAUAUGCAAUUGGCUAUGUAUCAAAUGUUAACGAAAGUUUCAGCGAGUCCAACAAAUAUGAUACAAAAUAAUUCAUCAUGUCGAAUCGAUAGUUCGAUAAAGAAUGAAUCAAUUGUGAAUAAUUGCCAUCCAUUAUUAAAAAAUCAUCCAAAACCUCUAAAACGUCUUGUUAAUAAACGACAACGAUUGGAAAGAAACAUAGCGACUAGUAGUAGUGGAACAACAUCGUCUAGUAGUGCAGUCAUGCCGGCGUCAUCAGAAAAUCCACCAAUAAUUCCACGGGAUGCAUUCGCUAUACGUAAUAGUGAUUAUGAAGAACUUGAUCAUCGUCCAAUAUCGCGUGCAAUCAUGUCUGCUUAUUUAUCUACACGUCGACAUCGGACUGUAACAAUAUUUCAUGCUAAAGUUGCACAAAAAUCUUAUGGAAAUGAAAAACGAUUUUUUUGUCCACCACCAUGUGUUUAUCUAUCGGGUGAUGGUUGGAAUUUUACUAUCGAUAGAUCUUCUAGUUCAACAUUGUUAAAUGAACAAGAACGUAUAUGUGCCAUGAUUGGUGUAAGUGAGCCUUCAUAUUCCAAUGAAAGUGAAAAUUAUCUAUCGAAUGAAAUGCAAACUUUAUUAAUGGAAAAAGGAAAAAUAAAAUAUGGUUCAGCUAAAACAUUAUAUAUAUCUGAUACGGAUAAACGUAAAUAUAUUAACUUGAGCGUCAAAAUCCUUUAUACAGACGAUUAUCAUCCAAAUCCAUAUGUUGGAUUAUUUCAAAGUCAAAAAAUAAAAGUUAUAUCAAAACCAUCAAAGAAAAAGCAAUCAAUUAAAAAUGGAGAAUCGGUAUGCAUUCAAUCGGGAACGAAAAUUGCUUUAUUUAAUCGUCUUCGAAGUCAAAAUGUUAGCACAAGAUUUUUACAUGUUGAUGAAAAUAAACAAUUUCAUGCCAGUGCACAUGAAUGGGGAUCAUUUUAUAUUCACUUAGUUGAUGAUGAUGAUGAUGAAUCAUCAAUUGAAUCGAACCAAUUUUUAGUUAAAGAAGGUUUUAUUCAAUAUGGUUCAACUAUUAAACUUGUUUGUGCAGUAACACACCAAUCAUUACCUUCUCUGAUUAUUCGAAAAGUUGAAAAAAAUCGCGUACUAAUCGAUUGUGAUGAACCAGUAUCUCAAUUACAUAAAUGUGCAUUUGAAUUUAAAAAUCAUCCAUCAAAUUAUAUUUAUCUAUCAUUAGUGAAUGAACGUAUUGUUGCCGUAGCAGGUAAAGUCUGUACAAAUGAACGUUUUCGUGUUGAUAUUAAUGAUGCUGCAUGUUGGACUAUAAUAUCAACUGAUAAAGCAGAAUAUACAUGGUUUGAAGCGAGAGGUCCCGUAUCAAGUCCUAUAACACCCGUUCCGAUUGCAAAAAAUAUGGUUAUUGAUGGUGGUGGCACAGCGGCAACCAUUGAGUUAACUGGAGAAAAUUUUACAUCGGGUUUAUCAGUAUGGUUUGGCGAAACUGAAUCACCAUGUACAGAAUAUCGAUCAAAUGAAACAAUUAUUGCUGAAGUUCCACAAUUUUCAUCUAUAAUACCGACAAUAUUGCGGACUAAACGAUCAAUAUCAACACCGAUUUCAUUUGUACGUCGCGAUGGUGUAAUUUAUUUAACAUCAUUGGUUUUUACUUAUACACCACAAUCAACAGGUGCUCAGAAAACAUCGAUAACAAAUGAUAUGUUGAGUCCAACAGCUGAAAAUGACUUAUGUGAAUAG
Rotaria socialis is the source of this 1788-nucleotide messenger RNA. The record is from the annotation of a GenBank genome assembly. NCBI's taxonomy places the organism in Eukaryota, Metazoa, Rotifera, Eurotatoria, Philodinida, Philodinidae.